Molecule: messenger RNA, 1722 nt
Organism: Podarcis raffonei (Aeolian wall lizard)
Lineage: Eukaryota; Metazoa; Chordata; Lepidosauria; Squamata; Lacertidae
Product: Golgi-associated RAB2 interactor protein 5A-like
Exons: 8
Coding region: 12-1163 (383 amino acids)
Cellular component (GO): nucleus
Source: RefSeq, a predicted model, not a curated record
CUAUUGUGCAGAUGUCAAUUUUGUCCAGGAUCCCAGGCUUUCAAAGGGGAGAAAACAGCCGACCAAGGUCGCCUGCCUCAGACAGAGAAGAUCAUAAGGGGAGAAAGGCCUAUCUCCAAGGCCAUGCAGGUGGCCGCAUCCUGAAGUUCUUCCACAGCCCCCAUGAAAACAUUGACUUCUCUUCUCUGACCCAGUCUCCGAUUGAGACAGUUCUGCAGAAAUACCUCGGGAAAGGAGAAUACCCGAACUUUCGGUCUGUUGCCAUGUUCGAGAGCAGCUUUUUCCAGGUGACGAAAAGGGGCCGGCAAAUCUUCAUGCACAACCAGUGCAACGAGGCCAUCAUUGGCAUUGCCUCCACCAACAUCAAGCUGCCACUACCCACCCUGAUGUUUAUUGCUCGCCCUGUUAUUGCUGGCCAAGUCUCCUCUGAGGACACAGAGGAACCAAUGCUCACCAGGCUCAUCCCUCUGAGAUAUGUGCGUAUCUCCAUUCACGACCCAGAGAAGCGGAUCAUCAAGAUCAAGCUGAUCAAUGGGCGCACUUAUUACCUUCGGUUUCACGCGACCAACGAGGAAGAGGAGCCCGUCUUUGACCGCUGGCUCUCCCUGGUCUACCUUCUCCAGCACCCGCCCCCUUGCUACCUGAAACCACAACCCAAAUCCUACGCCGUACUGGAGAACCUCAGCAUCCGCGUCUUCCCAAGCGACGAUGAAGCUGAGGUUUGUCCUCUUCCAGAGGAGCCGGAAGAGGAGGAGGUGGAGGAAGAGAAAGAGAAAGACAAAGAGGAGGCAGCGAAAAGCCCUGUUGAGAGCCGCAUCCUCUUUGAGGAAGAGGAGUAUUCCACAGAGGAGAGGGAAGCGAUAGAGGCAGAAGGACGCUUCCACUAUAGCUUAAGGGAUCUGUAUGUGAGGGCAGAGAGCUAUGAGAUCUACGAAAGCGUCCCCACAGUGCCAAAGACAACCAAGUUAUUCAGCUCAGAAAGCUUUUCCCCUGGCAGUUUGUCAAGCAGUUCGUCUGCAAGAGCUACCAAAAAUCCUCGAUCGCCACCGCGAGUUUUCCCAGUUCCGAAAAAAGAAGGAUCCAGCAGUCUUAAUAUUGUCACGCUCUAUUCCAUCGUCUCCAAAACAGCUGAAAGACAGGAAGCUGGGAAGAGAAAAAACUGAGCAGAGAUGGGAAAUGGUCUCAGCCUGAACGUUAUGGAGGAAGCAGAAAGGGAAACCAGGGACUCAGCGCCUUGAGAGUCCUAAGCCAGAAAGGCUGAUUAGAAAUCAUCGUCAUCAGUUUCAUCACCUGUCAAGAGAUAGCAGCUAUUGCAGUACUUCAAAACGCUUCAACCUUGCGGUGUUUGUGCCUCUGAUACACAAGGCGAUGGAUGCCUCUCUGUCUUGCCUAGGUGAUUUCACCCUUCAAAGCCCAAGGCUGGAGUCUGCAGGAGCCUGGAUUCUGUGAGCUCAGAGAGGAGAGGACUUGAAACCUGGAAGCAAAGUUAGAAGAGGAGAAUCUGCAAAUAAGAACUCGGGGAAGAGGGAAGGUGGAGAUAGGUUUAUUUUAUUCUAUUAAAAAGACUGUUUUCACUGCCAUCUUAAGCUCCUUUACUGUUUAAAGGCACGGCAUUCUUGAUUUGUGUUUGUAUGGACCAUGCCCCUUUUGUUUUCUGUUCGGAUUGUUGCAAUGCCUUCACCCAUCUAUGGCCAAAGCAUAAUGAACACAGCUCAGUUUUUA